This is a messenger RNA of Neurospora hispaniola, 3273 nucleotides long. RefSeq lists its product as uncharacterized. The coding region runs from base 104 to 3190 and encodes 1028 amino acids. Gene Ontology annotation, molecular function: protein binding. NCBI's taxonomy places the organism in Eukaryota, Fungi, Ascomycota, Sordariomycetes, Sordariales, Sordariaceae. The transcript is spliced from 3 exons. The record is from RefSeq and is a predicted model, not a curated record.
CCCCCUUUGUGCGAAAGAGCUGCACCUGCAUGCGGACAUAGACCGUCACCGUCAUCUUGCUUCCGAACGCGGCGCAUAAGGCAGGUCCUGAGUGCAUAGGAAGAUGGCAUACAGUGGAGGGUACGAAAGAGGGCCGGGAGGACGCCAGUACGGCGGUCAAGCACCGCCACCUAGAGGACCGCCGCAGCGCGCAUACACCGCUGGACCUGGCAUGCCACAACAGCAGUACAAUGCGCCGCCGCCUCAGCAGCACUACGACCGAUAUCAGGAAGACUAUGGCUAUGGCGGCGGCUACGAUGACCAUGGGGGUGGUUAUGAUCAGGGAUAUGGAGGACAAGAUCAAGGUUACGGUGGACAAUAUGAUGACAGAAACUACCAGAGAGGCCCGCCAGCGCAGGAUUACCCUCAGCAAGACUACUUUAUUCCCGGGCCCAAUGGCCGCAAUGGACCCCCUCCUGAAGCUGCUGCUCCCGGUCCCGGCCCCGGCCGAGGUGGACCACCCAUGCAAGGUGGCAGAGCCGGGCCCGCUGGUCCGAUGCGUCCUCCUGCAGACAACGGCAGGGGUCUUCCAGCUCCCUAUCCGCCGCGUGGUGGCGGCUACCCUCCGGGCCCGGGACGGGGUUAUCCGCCCCAAGGCCCCGGUGGGAGGCCAGGCCCUCCGGAUCGAGCUGUGGCUUCAGAUCCCAGCGCGAACCACCGACCACCCAUGAAUGGCCCCGGUCCGGGUCCCGGUCCCGGCCCUCUGAGUCCUGAAAACCGUGGUUUUGGCGGUGGUAAUUUCCGGGGCCCUCCGGGAGCGCAGCGAAGGCCUGAUAUGGACAAUGUUACAGCGCAAAUGGAUGGGAUGAAUCUCUCGAUUCAGAGGCCACCAACAAGAGGACCUCCUGGGCCUAAUGGUACUGGACCGCAACGUGCACCAAUGCGCCCAGAUACCAGGGACGGGUAUGGAGGGCCGAUGCGUCCUAAUACUAGAGACGGCUAUGGAGGACCAGGACCUGGAGGGCCGCAAAGGGGACCGCCUCAGCCAUACCGCCCUCAACAGGACAUUCAAGAUCAGUGGCGAGGCCCUCCUCCUGGCUCGGACUUUGGUCAGCCUGGGGUUUUUCAGGAUGGUGGUUUUGGUCCACCUGGGCGGAGUAUGACCAUGCCUGCGAGAGAUGAUAUGGGCUUUCAGCCCCCGCCGCAGAAUUUCAUGCACCAGAGCGACAGUGUCCCUUACAAUGGUCCUGUUGGACGCGCGAUACAGAGACCAAACACGGCUCAAGGUGCACGGGCGCCACCGCAGAGGGUUUACCUGUCUGACCAUGGAGUUCCUCCACUACCACAAAACAACUACGACCAAGGGUACGGGAACCGACAAGACAUAGCCUAUGGAGGUCAACAGCAACAGCAGCAACCCGGUCCUGUCGAUGAUUACUACGAGGACUAUUAUGAGCCUACUGGCAACGGCGGGUACCCAGCUCAAUCAGACGGCCCAAACUUUGAUGCCAUUUCCCCUCACAGGCAUAAAGAUUCUUUUGACCAGCACAUGCAGCCUAAUCAGAUGCAGCACCAAGCUCAACGUGGGCCUGGCCGCCUACCGGAGAUGUCUCGGGCCAAGUCUCAACCUGACCUGCGAAAUUCGCAGACGGCUGUAUUUGAAAUGGCAGGUGAUAUGCCCCCGGUACCCAUGAUGCAACAACAAACCGGGGGCCCGCGUGGUUCGCUUGAAAGUCAGAACAGUCUUCACAGGCCGUCCCCUAAUGGUCAACCAGGGCCACUGCCACCAGGAGCUGGUAUAACUGCUCACCCAGCACCAUACAGACCCGGGCAAUCUGCGCCCCCUCAGGGACCGUAUAACUCGGACAAUUUGCCAUUGCAUCCUGCUCCAGUACGCCCAGGUCAGAUGCCCGGCUCUAUGGUCAAUUUGAAUGACAGGCCCCCUCCAGUCAGGAACUACCAGGCUGCUAUGAACAGUAUGCCUGCUCCUCCCCCUCUCAACAAUCAACCUGGUCCUCAGCCGAUGCAAAGCGGUCCUGGUUCGCCGCCCCCUCCCACGAAACCAGUCGAGCCCAAAGUUACUGUGGAAGAACUGGAGCACCUGCGGGCCAUUGUCAAAAACGAUUUCAAUGAUCAACAGUCUGCUCUUCGGCUUGCUAAGAAACUAGUCGAAGCGUCAGACGUCUUGGUUCCAAAUCUGCCUGACCCCAAGGCUCGCGCUCGUUCUCGGGAUCGCUACCUUGUUGACGCUCACAAGAUUCUUCGCAAGCUUGAGAAGGCCAGCAACCCAGACGCCAUGUUCUUCUUGGCCGACAGCAUCGGCCGUGGGCUGUUCAGCUCUGAGCCCGACCACGCACAUGCUUUCUCGCUCUACCAGUCCGCCGCGAAGCUCGGCCACGCGGCAGCAGCCUACCGCACCGCCGUCUGCUGCGAGAUCGGCAACGACGAGGGCGGCGGGACCCGUAAGGACCCCAUCAAGGCUAUCCAAUGGUAUAAGCGCGCCGCGACGCUGGGCGACACCCCCGCCAUGUACAAGGUUGGAAUGAUCUUGCUCAAGGGACUGCUGGGUCAGCCGAAGAACAGGCGGGAGGCCAUCAGCUGGCUCAAGCGGGCCGCCGAGCGCGCCGAUACCGAGAACCCGCACGCCCUCCACGAGCUCGCACUCCUGUACGCCAGCGCUGAGCCCGACGACGUUAUCCUCCGCGACGAGGCGUACGCCUUCAGCCUGUUCAAGCAGGCGGCCGAGCUGGGAUAUAAGUUUAGCCAAUUCCGUCUGGGCGCUGCAUAUGAGUACGGUCUGUUCGGCUGCCCGAUCGACCCGCGGUUAUCUAUCAUGUGGUAUAGCCGCGCGGCGACCCAGGAGGAGCAUCAGAGUGAGCUGGCGCUUUCAGGAUGGUACUUUACUGGUAGUGAGGGUGUGUUGCAGCAAAACGAUACCGAGGCGUAUCUGUGGGCGAGAAAGGCUGCCAUGGCUGGGCUGGCCAAGGCCGAGUUUGCCAUGGGUUACUUUACGGAGGAGGGUAUCGGUGUGCCAGCCAACCUUGAGGAUGCGAAGAGGUGGUACUGGCGGGCUGCUGCCCAAGACCACCCCAAAGCCCGCGAGCGUCUAGAGGAGCUCAAGCGAUCAGGAAAGAACGGGCCGAGAAACCGGGAGAAGAUUUCUCGCAACAGAAAUUCGAGGCAGCAGGAGGGUGAAUGCUUGGUAAUGUAAAAUCCGUAAUCAUAUAAGGUCGAAUGAAUCUAGGGGGUGGUACCUAGCCGGCCAAUUUCCCUUUGGGAGGCAACAUCGUAUUG